AUGUCGUUAAGUAAACCACAAACGAGCAUGGCGAGCGACGAAGAUUGCUGUACCAGAAAUGGCGGUCUCGCUGAAUUCGCCGAUGCUGAAAAUAAUGCUAACGGGGAUCUGGCUUGGGACGAUCUCAAACAGAACGAAUUCUCAAAUGUCGGUAGUAAGGAGAAACAAGGAAUCGCGAAAGCGCCGAAGAAAAUCGUAUGCAGCCUUCAAUGCGUCUUGUGCAUCGAGCCAGGCCACACGGCUGCCUACUGCUUCAAGUAUCAAACGGAACUUCAGCGUCUGAAAAGAAUUAUCGAGCUCGACUAUUGCCACAAAUGUGGUGGGAAGCACGUGGAUGUCACUUGCAAUCCACGCAUUGCAUGCAGCGUGUGUGGUAAGAAUCACUAUUCGCAUGUUCACGCGAGAGAGGAGUGCGUUAAUUGGACUAUAAGUACUGACUAA
Molecule: messenger RNA, 441 nt
Organism: Caenorhabditis bovis
Lineage: Eukaryota; Metazoa; Nematoda; Chromadorea; Rhabditida; Rhabditidae
Source: the annotation of a GenBank genome assembly